Numida meleagris (helmeted guineafowl) is the source of this 2841-nucleotide messenger RNA. It is a transcript of the gene PLEKHS1, whose product is annotated as pleckstrin homology domain containing S1. The record is from RefSeq and is a predicted model, not a curated record. Bases 380 to 1735 code for a protein of 451 amino acids. Gene Ontology annotation, molecular function: protein binding. The transcript has 16 exons. NCBI's taxonomy places the organism in Eukaryota, Metazoa, Chordata, Aves, Galliformes, Numididae.
AGGGUGUUUGUGUUUAUACACCAGCUAUAAGUCAGCAGUCACAGUGCAGGGUGAGGACACACCGUCUUUUGCCCCAGAAAACAAUACAGGAAAUCUGGAAAUGUUUAAUGGUGUAUUUCUCUAAGACCUUCUGCGCUAUAAAGACUUUUGCCUUGUCAGAAACAAGUGCAAUGCAAUGCUCCUAGGGUACAGCUGGGGUGGCUGCUGCAAAGGAAGGGGCGAAAUGCAGUUCUCUUGGUGGGUUUCUUCACAUCCUGAGCAAAUCAUCCCUCUGAAUUAUGCAACUGUGCGUGCAGUGAAAUGUUGCUCAGCAAGAAAGAGUGAAAGGAAUUAGCUUCAAGGUUUUUUUCUUUCCCAUCUCAGUAAAAAAAUAAUCAGGAUGGCUUCAAGAAAUAGAAAAAAUUCUGAAGUAGAAGCUCAAAACCCAUUUUGCCCUGAAGGUGGAGUUUUCAAGCAUGGAUUCUUCAUCAAGUCACCACCUCUUCAUCUUUUCAACUCAAAGAAUUCCUGGAAAAGGCGUUAUUUCAUCCUGUCCAAAUCCGACAAGGGCGAUUAUAUCCUGAAGUACCUAAAAGGAAUGAGCAUGAAAGGCUCCAUACCUGUUGAUCAGAUCACAAGUGUAGAAAUUGGCAUAAGCAGUUCUGACAUAAUGGCAAUAGUGAGGAAGAUGUUCAGAUGCUUUCCUGAAGAGGUGAUGUCCAUCACUACUGAAAACAGAUGUUACUACCUCGUUGGGAAGAGCAGCCUGGAAAUAGAGGACUGGGUCACUGCCAUAUCUUCCAUCAGGGAGGCCAAAAGAGGUGGAUGCUGCCCUCAGAAACAAGAUCUUGCAAAUUCAGAAGUCAAAGGCCGGUCCUUCUCUAUGCCAUUGUUCUUGAAUUCUAUAGAUACGACCGAUUCCCUGGGAAGGCAGAGCUACCUGAAGGAUGAUGGUCCCUCAGAAGAUAAGAACAGGCCAAGUUCAGAUCCUGGCCCUCAUCAGGCUCAGAGCGACUCACCACAAGUUUUUCCAAGCCUGGAUGAAAAUCUGGGAAAGACUGAGGAAAAUCUUCCAGCAUCAGAUUUAAAUGAAGACCUCAAAAAGGAAGAAGAACCUUAUUACCAAACUCCCAGCAGUCUUUUAGCAAAGUGCAAUAGUGAAAUAUCAAAGAUUGACACUACAGAUGAGCCUGAUAUCCCUGUACAAGAGAAGCCAUGGCAACGGAAGCCAGUAAAGGAGAAUGCUUAUGUGUCAAUGAAGUCCCUGCCAACGUGCAGACAUGACAGCCCCCAUUCUCCUCCCAAAAGCGAGGAAAACAGUGCAAGCCCAGACGACUUGGAGGCAAAUAGAGACCUAAAACUCCCAGAAAGCACCACACAGCAGCCUUUCCUCAAAAGAAGGCAGAACUCAUCACCACUUUCAGUGGUUCAGUUGUCUAUACUGCUCAGUCAAGUUACAGAUAAGACGCAACUGCAAGAGUUGGAUAUCUUGGUCCCCUUGGCGGAUAUUAACAGUUACCUAAAACUUACUGAAGCAGUAGGACAAAUUUGCGUCUCACAGUGGACUGGUCCUUGCCGAUUGGGAUGUUUAUUUAACCACGGAGACCGUAUAGUGGCUGUGAAUGGUCUGCACCCACAGAACAUGGAGGAGGCUUCUUUGUUCAUCAGCAGGUCCACGCAAAAGGAGGUGAAACUUACUGUAUGUAGGAUUCCACAUUCAGAUACUUUCCAUGUUAAAGGCUGCUCAUGUUCCUGAAAAAAAGAUGUCAGUUUCAAAUGUUGUUCAAAGGCCUGUUUGUGCUGAAUUCUGCAUAAAGACAGACGGAAAUCCCGCUUCUGGAACAACAGUGACUGAGAAUGGAAGAAAAAUAAUUCCUUAGGAGCCCUCCUCCGAAGCGGCUAUGUGAUUCCUUUGCUCCAGGCUGUUUUCCUGAGCCCAACAACUCAAUUUCUGCUUAAGGAGUCUCUGUGGGGUGGGAUGGCCGGUACAGCACCAUGUAGGGCUGCUUCCAGGUCCAUAACCAUCUGCCUGCUAGGACAGACCUGUAGGUCAGAAUCCUGAUAUCACAAAUCAUAUAGGUCACACGUAUCUGCUGAUGACUCUCACUUAACCUUUCCUGCCCGAGAUUUGCAGAAAUUCUUCUGAAUGGUAGAGAAGAAAACUUGAAGUUCUCCUGUCUUGCUCCAGGACUUGUAUCUCUGUAUGAUUAGGAUUUUUCUUGCCCUGUUUCAGCGGGCACAGGGAAUGCUCUAUUUUCCACUGUGAGUUUUCUUUCAACAUUUUUUUUGAAACAUUUCCCAAAACCUUUCACGUGACACUGACCAGCAAAACAGAUCCCUCCUUUUCCAGUCAUGAGAGAACAAAGAGGUGACACAGCCUCAAAAGAACUUCCUGAAACUUUGUGAGAAUCAUUUCCAAGAAGAGAUGAACAAAGAGGAGCUCCAGACCAUAUGUGGUGGCGAGAGGAAAGAAGCCACCACCCUGAAACCUGCACGUGGUGUUGCUGCCGAAGCAGACUUUGAGGGACACACGCCGCACCUCUCAGCCAUGGAAGAAUGUCACUUUUGGACAAAAAUGGGCUUUGAGUAGAGAUAUCAAACACAAAAGGAUUCCAGACCAUUUCAGAAAACCAGAGAACUGUUUCUGUACUUCUAUAAGCAGUUACUGAUGUGUUACGUCAAUUGAUCCUUAUGUCAGUUUGCACAACACUAAAUGCAAAUGACGAAUGUUUACACAAUGUCUGAUUCACAACAUUUGCUAGACAUAUAACAUGGAAGUUACAUUGGUACAGUAAAUUCUGGUGGGAUGCCUGAAGUUGCCUGUGCAUGUGUAAUUAAUAAAUGUGUUAUCACUUUACAACA